Molecule: messenger RNA, 1542 nt
Organism: Scophthalmus maximus (turbot)
Lineage: Eukaryota; Metazoa; Chordata; Actinopteri; Pleuronectiformes; Scophthalmidae
Gene: commd6
Product: COMM domain containing 6
Exons: 7
Coding region: 212-811 (199 amino acids)
Molecular function (GO): NF-kappaB binding
Source: RefSeq, a predicted model, not a curated record
CCAAAUAAGAUGAAAAAGAAGAAGAAGUAUAGAGGAAGUUGUUUAGAGACAGAAGUCGUUCUGUUUGUCAUCAGGUGGGUUUUGGGCGUUUAUUGUAGAAUAUAGUUAUAAUUAAUACACUUUCUUUAAAAAGUCACCAAAGUGGUAACAUCCUGCCUGACAACAACAGUACCACUGCGGCCAAGCCUGCUGCGCCUGACCGAGAGAUACGAUGCGAGCAUCAGAGGAAGCAUGUGGCAUCGGCAAUAGUGUGGACAACAUCUGCAGGCUUUCUCCAGAUCUGUUAGCAGAAGCAUGUCUGCACAUUCUGAUUUAUCUUCAAGGGCAGGGUAGAGGAGUGGAUUCAGCUGAAAUAUCUGAUAGAUUUCAGAGUGCGGGAGUCAGAGUUGACCAUGAAGCUCUGCAGAGCAUUAUCAGAUUUCUUUUGUUAACAUUCAGAUCAGCUGGGAAGAGCAACAUCUCGGGAGAUGAGCUUGUGUCUAGGCUGGAAGACGGCAGCAGCAAGUGGCCCAAAGCUUCGCUCCAGGUGCUGCACAGGUUGUGGACUGAACACGGUGCAUCAGUCCAUGCUCAGCAGGACGUCCAGGCCAUUUUCAGCAUCGGCCAGUUAGUGGACAUGCAGUGGAAGCUCAGCAUGGCGGUGAGCUCCGACACCUGCCGAUCUCUCAACUCCCCGUACGUUUGUCUGCUGCUGAAGGUCGUCGAACCCUCGGGACAUAUUUGUCAGAGGUCUUUCGAGAUGACCAUUCCACAGUUCCAGAACUUUCACAAGCAGUUCAAGGAGAUGGCAGCUGUCAUGGAGACUGUAUGAUGGUUGUAAGCACACACCUAAGGGCUUGUUUCAGUUAUUCUCCAGUUUACAUUUAACCAGAGGAAGAACAGCUUGACAUUAGUGUUUGUCUGUCUCAAAAUGUGCAUAUGACUUGUUGCAAAUGCCAAAUGUGAGCUCUGGCCAUAGGUUUUUCCGCAUAUUGAAAAAGCUCAUGAAUUAUAAAUUAUUCUCCUGUUGUGCCUGUUGUCACUUUGUAUGCCAAUAUUUUAUUAUUCUUCCUCCCAUUAACUUAUCCAGAUAUCGGUACAUGUGGUGUAUACCUAAACUGCUAAUACUACAAAUCCAUCCAUGAAAGAAAAUAUAUAUUUUGCUACAUUCGUUUAUUGGUCACAAAAUGUCAAAUGCUGAUACGGUUUAUAUCAAUCAGAUUUCCUCUGACAUUGUACUUAUACAUUUCCACAGUGAAAACAACUGUUUUUGAAAAUCCUUUUUUCUUAUGUAGGACAAGAGAUUGUUAUUAACCCACCAUACAUUAUCCUUUAUGCUCUAUAGUUUCAGAUAAUGUUUAAAAUCUCAUAUCAGAAAGUAGAAUCGUCUGCAUGAACUUUUUACAGUCUUUUGUGUUUGUGUCUAACUCAUGAAGACUUUUGCGGUUUAUGUUUAAAUGCCUACUGUGUUUCUGAGUUGGCCUUUUCCUUUUCUAUUCUUGUUCCAUCCUCACUUCGGUGUGACGCACCAGUGAAAACAAUAAAUACGUACUAAAAUGCAAA